Mya arenaria is the source of this 2327-nucleotide messenger RNA. RefSeq names its product protein flp-like. The record is from RefSeq and is a predicted model, not a curated record. The coding region runs from base 89 to 1831 and encodes 580 amino acids. The transcript has 6 exons. NCBI's taxonomy places the organism in Eukaryota, Metazoa, Mollusca, Bivalvia, Myida, Myidae.
UGCCCCGAUCAUUUAAGACCAUCGAAUUCAAAUAUUAAUUUCAGAAGUUAACUGACAACUCAAAGGGAGAAGAAAUGAGAUAUACAAGAUGAUAAAAUCAAUUCUUAUUGUUGUAGUGUCUUAUGAAAUAUUUGGUCGUUCACUUACGGAAAAUUCGGAUUUCAUUUUCGACCAAGACAAGCGAAAUAAAUUGGAACUUUUUAUAAAUUCCACAAUAGAAUGCAGCGGGAUCAUCGGCCUCUCGCUAUCCCUCGUGCACAACCGCACCGUGCUGUAUUCGGAAGGUUUCGGAUUUACGGAUAUUAAGCAGGGACGCAAGGCGACUGGAAGUUCCAAGUUCGCCAUCGGCUCCUUGACAAAGGCGUUCACCUCCGCUCUAUUUGCGGAUUUAAUAGAGGAAAACGAAACGAUAACCUGGGACACUAAGGUCAAGGACAUUCUCGGGGGAAGUUUCAAGCUUAUUGACGGGCGGGAGAGAGAGAUUACAAUCCGGGACCUUUUAGCUCAUAAGACGGGGUUGUUGGAUUACAGCCACAUGCUUAUCAGUGAUGUCAUUUCCGCCGAAGAACUGUUACGGAGAAUAAGGUACAUGCCCGCCUCGGACGCGUUACGAACGCGGUUCCACUACAAUAACUACAUGUACACAGUGGCCGGCAUGGUGGUUGAGCGGCUGGGCAAGGACGAAUGGGGAAAUCUCGUUGCUAAUCGCUUUCUGCGGCCCCUGCACAUGAACGACACGGGGUUUCUGAACGAGUCGUCGUCUCCCGACGAUCUUUCCGACCAGUUCGUCAUGAAGGACGGCUCCCCGGUCGCGAUCGACAGGUCCUUGGUCCGCUCAUUGCAUACAACGGCUCCGGCUGGCGCAAUCAUUUCCACGGCAGACGACAUGGCGAAGUGGAUGAUGUUUCACUUGAAUGAGGGACGGGACGAGGAUGGGCGGCAGAUUGCGGACCUGCAGCCAACAUACGAGGGGGAGAUGGUACUCCCGAUGCCUAGCGAGUGGCUCCCCGGGCUCCCCUACAGUGAGGUUAGCGUCUCGUACAAUAUGGGCUGGAUGACGCAUGCGUACAGAGGCUACCGACGAGUUGGUCAUACGGGCGGAGUCCACUCUUUCCAAAGUCAAUGUUAUCUGUUCCCGGACAAAAAGACAGGGUUGUUCCUGGUCAUGAACGGACCACGAAGUAAAAGUGCUACCAAGAUGUCUAGGCUGAUCGCAUUAUACGUUUCUGAUCUGCUGAUUGAAGAAAAACCAUGGCUGAAUGCGUCCACGGCAUGUUCAUUUCCGGAUCCAUGGUACCCACAGGCUGCACCACCGCCACCACCUCCCCCGCAACACUACACCUGGAACAUCACGCAAAACAAAACGGACUACGUCGGCACCUACAGCCACAAGGGAUUUGGUGACAUUAAGGUCAAUAUUGAGAACGGAACGCACUUGUUGCUCGAGUACGGAAAGUAUGGGAAAAUGCACGUGUACCCAAUAAACGAGACGUCAUUCUUAGGAAUCCAUGUCGGUAAAAUGUGGUUCAUUACAAGUGCGGAUGACGGAAUGGGGCCGCUAUCGUUGGGAUUUGCAAUUAAAGAAAAGGUCAAUGGUUUAUUGUUUCCGUUGAAUUUUGUUGGUCAGCUUACACGUUUUGAUAAAAUCGACAAACGUGACGAACGUGAUUCAGCUUCCGUCGAACAUGAUUCAGCUUCGGUCGAGCAUGAUUCAGCUUUAAACAAACCUGCUGCAGCGUUAGCCAUGAAUAUAGCAAGUAAUCAACAAGUGAUUGGCGGACAGUUCGUGUUUGUUUUUGUAACAUGUUUCUGUGUCAUAUUCUGCGGAUAGACAGUGGGCGUGACGUCCUUAUACUCGGAGGUACAUUUCAAUUGUGACAAAUAAGAUACACGGAUACGUUUACAUCCGUAAGGGCUUAAAUAUAGACUUUAAUCUAACAUUGAUAUCUAGGAUACUUAAUCUAUUCACUAUUUCAAUUACUUCGAUACACGUUUCAAAUGUGAAUUGAACAGUAUACGCAAUCAUAAAUGUAUGUUAAGUAGUUUAAACUUCAUCCACGCAUGCACCGCCUUCAUCAACAUCCUGUAUCAAUGUGGAUCAAAUAGAGAAAAAUCAAAAGAAGGUCACAAUACACGUAAAUAUAUUGUUUACAGUCAUUGUUUACAGUCAAACCAAAACAUAUUUUUUUCCUGUAAAACGUCACAGCAAAGGACAUUGUGGCAUCAAUAAACAUAUGACGACGUAAUAUAACAAUGAGAUUAUAUAGAACAGAACAUAACUUGUAUCUACCAUGCAUUUACAUAAGCAAUAAAACAAUAUUUUCAUA